CCCGGCUCGACUCCCGCACCUGACGGACGCGGGUCCUCUAGGACCCUCGGGUCUUUUCAGUUGACGCUCCUCUAAGCGCCAGCUCGGCUCUGCGCGGAGGGGCCCAGGCGUCCGAACUUUGCACCCUUUUGCGCAGAGUGCUCCGGGACCGGGGGGACCGGCGAAACCGGCACACCGAGGCGGCCGGGCCCACGAGGCCCAGAGAGCGCUGCACCCGCAGCCAGCAGGAGGCCGGAGCGCAGACUGGCCAGCUCCUAGCUCAGCCCCUAGCUCAGCCCCGCCCCCGGGCGGUGCUACCCUGAGCCCCGCCCCCCGGGCGCAUUUCCGCUGAGCGGAACUCCAGGCGCGGGUUGAGGUUGCCUGCGGACCCGGCCUGCGGUCUCGGGCGAGGCCCCAUGAGCACGGCGCCCCUGGUGGGCUACAGCAGCAGCGACUCCGAGGAUGAGACCCAGACGGCCGUCGCCGGGCGGACCGGGCCGGCGACUAGGGGUCGCCGCUGUGGCCAGAGCCCCCUUCCCAAGGAGAGGUUUCCAGUACCUGACAGUGUACUGAACAUGUUCCCAGAUGACAGGCCUGAGGAUGACAGUGCCAAACACGGAGGACGCAUGCGUACUUUUCCCCAUGAGCGCGGCAACUGGGCCACCCAUGUCUAUGUACCAUAUGAAGCCGGCGAGGAGUUCCCGGACCUGCUUGAUGUGCUGCUGCCCCACGCCCAGACCUAUGUGCCCCGGCUCGUGAGGAUGGAGGCAUUCCACCUCAGCCUGUCUCAGAGUGUGGUUCUGCGCCACCACUGGAUCCUGCCUUUCAUGCAGGCUCUGAAAGACCGUAUGGCCUCCUUUGAAAGGUUCCUCUUUACUGCCAACCGGGUAAAGAUUUAUACCAAUCAAGAGAAAACUAGGACCUUUGUUGGGCUUGAGGUCACCUCAGGGCAUGAACAGUUCUUGGACUUGGUUUCAGAGGUGGACAGAGUCAUGGAGGAAUUUGACCUCACCACUUUCUACCAGGACCCCUCAUUCCACGUCAGUCUGGCCUGGUGCGUGGGUGACGCGUGUCUUCAGCUGGAAGGGCAUUGUCUGCAGGAACUACAGGAAAUCAUGGAUGAGUUUGAAGACUCAGAGAUGCUGUUGCGAGUGCAGGCCAAGCAGGUCCGCUGCAAGUCUGGGAACAAGUUCUUCUCCAUGCCCUUGAGGUGAACGCCAGAAGCUUUCCUUGCCCCAGGCCCGUCUGCAGGGCAAGGUCCGCCAGAGAUGGAGGAGUCUGCUGAAAUCCAUGGGG
Octodon degus (degu) is the source of this 1275-nucleotide messenger RNA. It is a transcript of the gene Usb1, whose product is annotated as U6 snRNA biogenesis phosphodiesterase 1. Gene Ontology annotation, molecular function: 3'-5'-RNA exonuclease activity. Lineage: Eukaryota; Metazoa; Chordata; Mammalia; Rodentia; Octodontidae. Gene Ontology annotation, cellular component: nucleus. The transcript has 7 exons. Gene Ontology annotation, biological process: U6 snRNA 3'-end processing. The coding region runs from base 396 to 1193 and encodes 265 amino acids. The record is from RefSeq and is a predicted model, not a curated record.